Messenger RNA from Zea mays, 2048 nucleotides. RefSeq lists its product as uncharacterized. The record is from RefSeq and is a predicted model, not a curated record. Lineage: Eukaryota; Viridiplantae; Streptophyta; Magnoliopsida; Poales; Poaceae. The coding region runs from base 184 to 1623 and encodes 479 amino acids. The transcript is spliced from 10 exons.
GGCAAGAGGCAAGCCCAUUCUCGCCGUCUGGAACAGCCGGACAGGACCACGCCGGCCGCGGAGUUAACGGCACAGCGUCGUUUCAAAGCUAACCUCCCGCUCUUUCCUUUCUCUGAAUCCCCUGCCUUCUCCUGCCUCCCCGUCCAAGAUCCCCAAAACUACCGCCGCGCCGCCGCCGCCACCAUGCCUCUGUCACACCGGAACCUCCUCCUCUUCAUUCCCUCUGUCAUCGUUCUCGUUGUCACCUCCGCCGCCGCCCUAUCCGUCUCCACCCCGGUUGAGCUCACAGUCACCUCGCAUCCGCCGGCCUCCGUCCACCUCCCGCACGCGCGACCCCUCGCCGGUGGCGGUACCGCCGGGCCCUACUGCACGCGUGUUCUCCUCCAAGGCCGCCCCUCCCGCAUCCGCGACCCGUCUCGCUUCUUCCACGCGCUUCGACUCCGCGCCAACGCCACCCGCCCCCACGGCCUCGAGCUCUGCUUCCACAGAAAUGCCACAGUGGGGCCAUGCAAGUGCGCCGCGUCCCAAUGGCAGAAAAUGCCCAAGAGCGGGCUCUGGAUGCAGGUCAUCUCACCAUACGACUACCGGAUUCUUGAUUUCCGAAUGCCUGCUGACCCUUCGAGGUCUGUUGUGGUGUCCACUGAGGAAGAAUUCUUGCUCCACAGGGUGGUGUUCUUUGUCGUAGGAUUGGUGCUCAUGGUGGUGGCACACACAUUGAGCGAGUCUGUAGUGUUCUACUAUGGUGGAGCAAUGACUAUUGGCAUUUUCCUUGUGAUACUGAUUAUACUCUUUCAGGGAAUGAAGCUUUUACCAACUGGUAGAAAGAGUUCUCUUGCUAUUUUUGCAUACUCCUCAGUCGUUGGCAUGACGACAUAUUUUCUUCACUAUUUGUCGGGUAUGCUGCGCUCAGUUCUUGUGGAAAUUGGGAUUGCUGAAGACAUGCAUAAUCCUCUUGGAAUAUUCGCUCUAGUAUGUGUCGUCUUAGCUGGAGCCUGGUUUGGUUACUGGGGUGUCCGUAAACUUGUCCUGGCAGAAGAUGGAUCUGUUGAUGAGGGUGUGGCUUAUUUUGUUGAGUGGGCUAUCUUGAUUGUUUCAGCUGUUAUGAUCCUCCAGAGUUCUCUGGACUAUCUCUUUGCCUUUGCAGCUCUAAUCUUCUGUGUAAUCAUCAAAGCGAUUGCAAGAAUUGAAGGAAAGUCAAAAGUUUUACACUAUAUAUUCGGUAAUUCAUCUCGUUAUGGAGAUUUCUUUGAAGACUAUUCUAGCAUGAAUGGAGGUCGCCAAGAUGGCAAGCUUCAUGGUGGAUACCAGAGACGUACAGAGAGUAGAAACUCUCCUCUUGCAGCUUCUCCAGGCUCAGCAAAGUCAUUGUCGCAAGGUGUUGCUAGGGACAGCUUCUAUUCAACGUUUCACACCACCCCAGAGAGGAGGAAAUUCUCCAAAGAGGAAUACGAAGCAUUCACGAGAGAGGAGACAAAGAAAGCUAUGAAGCAACUGUUGUCCUCACCGGAUUUCAACAGGUGGGCGUUGGCUAACGCGGACAGAAUAUCUGUGGCUCCACCAGGAGGAAACUACAGCAGCAGCAACAGCAACCAGCAGCGACAUCGUUUCUUGGGACUGUUUUAAGCUGCGCGCGUGGUGUGCUUUCAGCAAUAGGAGUGCUCAUUGCUCAAUGAUUUCGUGCGUGAUUUGAUUAGCAAGGGUAGGAUAACAUCAGUGUUCCACAUUUUGAAGUGGCAGCAAAUAUGUAGAAUAUUGUAGUUUAGUCGCAUCUUAGGUCCAAAGUUCAAACAGCAUCUGUCUCUUGUAACAUUCCAUUCAGUGCUAAGUUGAGUGAAUCUCAACUUGAGUUGUAUAUGACGCUUGAUCAUCAUUAGGAUAGGAUGAAAGCAUUCAAGUGUUUCUAUGCCUGCAUAGGAACUAGGAAGCAAGCUGUGUGUGCAGUAUUUUGGGUUUGUAGUCGGGUCAUGCGUUGGAUACUAUUUCUCAUUUAUGUCUCUAAACUAAUAAUUUGUUCUUGAUUGUUUAAUAUGUAUGAAUGAUAUGAUACA